AUGUCAAACAGUGAGACGAUCGUGAUGACAAUGACUGAAGCCCCGCCUCUGUCACCAAAAAAGGUAAAAAUGGAGCGCCAGGGCCUCGUUCCACGGCAAAACUUAAAGGACGAUGAGACAUCAACGAUUAUCGGUUCAUCUGAUCAUUCGGAGGCGCUCAGGCAAGGAGAGCAACCGCGAAUUCGAAUGAAAGAAAAAGGCAGCAGGGACAGUUCUCCACGGAAAAGGUCGGAUAGUUAUGGGCAAAAGACCAAACCACGUGGGUUUACAGACAAUCGGCCGAGAAUGGCAACCCUGGAAAUGACGGAAAUGUAA
Mesocestoides corti is the source of this 315-nucleotide messenger RNA. NCBI's taxonomy places the organism in Eukaryota, Metazoa, Platyhelminthes, Cestoda, Cyclophyllidea, Mesocestoididae. The record is from the annotation of a GenBank genome assembly.